Erigeron canadensis is the source of this 1287-nucleotide messenger RNA. RefSeq lists its product as uncharacterized. The transcript has a single exon. The record is from RefSeq and is a predicted model, not a curated record. NCBI's taxonomy places the organism in Eukaryota, Viridiplantae, Streptophyta, Magnoliopsida, Asterales, Asteraceae. Bases 241 to 1197 code for a protein of 318 amino acids.
UCAGGCCGUGGCAGUACUUACAAAAAAGACUUCAACGACGCUGAUCAUCCUAAUCUACUCCACUGCCCAUUUCCAGAUGAAAGUUGGAACCUGCUGAAGCACUAUUAUUUUUACAAUCUCAACGGAUUUUUUGUGAAAGAUAAAAGGAGAUUGAUCAACCAUAUUAGUCAUCCACACUCACUCAUUCUAUUUGAUACCUAGGCGUCCCUUCAUAACAAAUCAAUUUUCCUUCAUGAUCCCAUGAAGAAGACACAGCUGCUAUGUGAUGGAUGUGUCAGACCAAUCACGUCAGUGCCAUUUUACAAGUGUAGUGGUAGUAGUCCCCAACAUAAUAUUAAUGCUAAUGUAGAAAACCCAUCAUCAUCAUCAUCAUCAUCCUCCUGUGGUGGUUUUGUGCUCCAUGAGUGGUGUGCAAAGCUACCCUCUCAACUACAUGACCACCCGGGCCAUCCACAGCACACGCUACUACUUCUACUGCCAAAAGCAAAGUUGGUCGUUGUAUUCGAUUGUGAAGUUUGCCGGUUACCCUCCAAUGGUUUUGCGUAUGGGUGCACAACGUGUGGAUAUUAUGUAGACAUCAAUUGCUCCCUCAUACCGGAGGAAAUCACUCAUGAAGCUCACCCCAACCAUCUGUUGCGAAGAAUCAAGGGUUCAGACAUCCCAUCAGAUGAGUAUUGCAAGGCAUGUUGGUUCCAGAUGAAAUUUGGAUGGGGUUUCCAUUGUCCCUCUUGUGAUUUCUACAUCCAUACAAGGUGUGCUUUGUUAUUGCCUCGACAAGUCCGGCACAAGUACGACAAACAUCCGUUGAGUCUAAGAUACGGUCUGGUCGAGAACCAUCCGCAAGAAUACUUUUGUGAGAUUUGCGAGGAUAGAAUAUACUCAUUUAACUCGAGACAGUGGUUCUAUCAUUGCACUACAUGUGCCUGGUCCAUGCAUGCAGCUUGUGUUCCCUUAAUUCUACAAAGUGAACAAGCUGUUUAUUCCGAGUAUCCGCUAUGUGUCUUUCUCUUUCUGAAUGUUAAGUUUGGGGGAAAGGUUGAAAUCCAAAGUCUGCACCGACACUCUCUGGCCUUUGUACAAGGGAUUGAAAGUGAUGGUCAAUGCAGUAUGUGUCAUCAGCAAUUGCAGUACAGGAUGAUUCUCAACUGCUUGGAGUGCCAUCAGUUUGCGAUUCAUUAUGAGUGUGCGGCUCGUUAACUAGCCCAUUAAUUAGUUGACCAUGUAUAUACAUUUCUUAUUUCCAUGUACAAUUAAUCUUUUACCAAUAAAUAAGAUUAUUUCAUAUCU